CGCGUCAAUAUGGCGUCUCCCAUGGAACUCAGCUGCUGGGGUGGGGACUGGGGUUUGCCGUCCGUGCACGCGGAGUGCCUCGUUGUCAUGGCAUAUGGGAGGUUUUCUGGUGCACCGUUGAAAGUGAAUGUUAUAGAUAAUUCGUGGAGAGCACCAAGAGGGAGUGUACCAUUAUUGGUAUCGGAUGACAUUGUUAUUUCUCAGCCAGCAAAAAUACUAAACUUCUUAAGAAAACAGAAAUAUAAUGCUGAUUAUGAACUGUCUGCAAAAGAAGGAGCUGACACACUGGCCUACAUUGCAUUACUUGAAGAAAAGCUACAUCCUGCUUUGCUACAUACUUUCUGGGUGGAAACUGAUAAUUACUACACUGUGACAAAACCAUGGUUUGGUUCAAGGAUUCCAUUUCCCCUGAGUUGGUACCUGCCUGGGAAGAUGUCUCGGGAAGCACUUAAUAGGAUCUUGGUGACAAAAGGAGGGCCUCCAUUCUGCAGUCUUGCUGAAAUAGAAGCGCAGAUCUACAGAGAUGCCAAGGAGUGUCUGAAUCUUCUUUCAAGCAGACUGGGGACUUUGCCAUUUUUUUUUGGAAAUACGCCUACCACUUUGGAUGCCUUUGUGUUUGGUUUCCUUGCUCCUCUUUAUAAAGUGCAGUUCCCAAAAGUCCAGUUACAAGAUCAUUUGAAGCAACUUCCCAAUUUAUGUCGCUUCUGUGAUGACAUCCUGAGUUGCUACUUUAGACUAAACUUAACAGGCAUCUCUCCAGCUGGUCAAGAUCCCAUUGAUGCAAACCUGCAGAAACUCAUACAGCUUGUAAACAAAGAAUCCAACUUAAUUGAAAAGGUUUUCUUUCAUCCUUUCUGUGAUCUUUUGGUAGAUGAUUAA
This is a messenger RNA of Gekko japonicus, 879 nucleotides long. RefSeq names its product metaxin 3 (gene MTX3). Gene Ontology annotation, cellular component: SAM complex. Bases 10 to 879 code for a protein of 289 amino acids. The record is from RefSeq and is a predicted model, not a curated record. Gene Ontology annotation, biological process: mitochondrion organization. The transcript is spliced from 8 exons. Lineage: Eukaryota; Metazoa; Chordata; Lepidosauria; Squamata; Gekkonidae.